ACAAAAUUUGAUCUUCAGUCCUAACAGAACUUGCCCACGCAGCAUCCGACUCCGAAUGGCAGAGAACGGACUACGAGGACAAGGGGGCGGAGCUCUCCUUCCAAGGAGCCGAAUUGCAGAGGCAACCAUUGAAGAUGGACCAGGAGGGGAGGACGGACGGCGGUGCGACUUCUGCCGCCAAUCUUAUGGUGCCCACGGAACUAACAACACCAGACCUGAUCGAAGCAUACUCUGGCGACAAAGUGGAUACCUUCGACCAGGACAGCCGCAGGGGUGACACCUCUCCCCCAACCAACCCACAAAAGCAGCAAACGCACCGAAACCCGGACAAGCACCGGUGCCGCUUCUGUCCUCACUCAUGUCUUUCUGCAGCGGGUAUCGCCAUCCACGAGAGGACUCACACUGGAGAGAGGCCCUUCAGUUGCGAUGUUUGCGAGAAAACGUUCCCGGAUAAGUCUUACUUGAAGGCUCACGUUAGAACUCACACCGGAGAGAAGCCGUUCAAGUGCAACACGUGCAGCAGGGCCUUUGCUCAGAAAAACAACUUGGCGGUUCAUGAGAAGAUUCACACCGGAGAGAAGCCGUUCAAGUGCAACACGUGCUGCAGGGCGUUCACUCAGAAAAUCAAUUUGGCGAGUCAUGAGAGGACUCACACGGGAGAGAAGCCGUUCAAGUGCAACACGUGUAGCAGGGCGUUUAGUCAGAAACACAACUUGGCGGUUCAUGAGAAGAUUCACACCAGAGAGAAGCCGUUCAAGUGCAACACGUGCUGCAGAGCGUUCACUCAGAAAACCCAUUGGGCGAGUCAUGAGAGGACUCACACGGGAGAGAAGCCGUUCAAGUGCAACACGUGUAGCAGGGCGUUUACUCAGAAAUGCGAUUUGACGAUGCAUGUGAGGACUCACACCGGAGAGAACCGUACAGGUGCAACACGUGCAGCAGGGCGUUCACUCAGAAAACCCAUUUGACGAAUCAUGAAAGGACUCACACCGGAGAGAAGCCGUUCAAGUGCAACACGUGCAGCUGGGCGUUUACUCAGAAAUGCGAUUUGACGAUGCAUGUGAGGGCUCACACCGGAGAGAAGCCGUACAGGUGCAGCAGGGCGUUCACUCAGAAAACUCGCUUGGCGAAUCAUGAGAGGACUCACACCGGAGAGAAGCCGUUCAAGUGUGAGACCUGCGGUAGAGCGUUCGCGGCUCAUAGCAAUUUACACGCUCAUCGGAAGAUACAUCGCAAGUUAUCGAAACAGCAACGUGCAUCAUAGUUGUGGAAGGGAUUUAAACGAAAUACUCUAGCACCGACGUGUGUUCAUUUGGCUUGGCGAUAGACCUGCAGCGGUUCUACUUGCAAGCAGUGUGUGUUUUGCACAGUUCAAAAUGUUUCAGCCUGUUAUUUAUUGCGCAAACACAGAUAAAAAAUGUGAAUUUCCCUUAGACGAAGCGACCAGAGGUCUUUUUAGAGCGCAGCUCUUAGGGGCCCGUUUCCGGCUUGAGCGGCGUCGCCGCCGCCGUUGGCGUAACCGCG
Ixodes scapularis (black-legged tick) is the source of this 1524-nucleotide messenger RNA. Its product is annotated as gastrula zinc finger protein XlCGF7.1-like. Gene Ontology annotation, biological process: regulation of transcription by RNA polymerase II. Bases 135 to 968 code for a protein of 277 amino acids. The transcript has 2 exons. Gene Ontology annotation, molecular function: RNA polymerase II cis-regulatory region sequence-specific DNA binding; DNA-binding transcription factor activity. NCBI's taxonomy places the organism in Eukaryota, Metazoa, Arthropoda, Arachnida, Ixodida, Ixodidae. The record is from RefSeq and is a predicted model, not a curated record.